This is a messenger RNA of Esox lucius (northern pike), 6261 nucleotides long. Its product is annotated as inactive phospholipase C-like protein 2. Gene Ontology annotation, molecular function: phosphatidylinositol-4,5-bisphosphate phospholipase C activity. The coding region runs from base 612 to 4130 and encodes 1172 amino acids. NCBI's taxonomy places the organism in Eukaryota, Metazoa, Chordata, Actinopteri, Esociformes, Esocidae. The record is from RefSeq and is a predicted model, not a curated record. Gene Ontology annotation, biological process: intracellular signal transduction; lipid metabolic process. The transcript is spliced from 12 exons.
UUCUAUUACAUGACUCAACAACUGCUAGAAACACGACGUUCACUGGUGGGCUACCUGAAGCCACAGCUCCACGAAUGUGGGCAGUACGUAGGUGAAGGGCUAUGUGUCAGAACGCAUUGAAAACUGUCAAGUCAAGCACAUUGCCUUCACUUCCCCAUUACGAAGAUUGCACUAGCGCCGGCAGUAGUGCUCACUGCUGCGCACUUGAGGUGUGCCAUCCGGGUCACUAACGAUAAUCUCUUUUUGACAUUCUUUUCUGUGGAGUCGCGGGCAACGUAACGAACGCACCUCACCAGUUGGAAGGGAUGCUGUAAGUUAUAUGCAACGUUACAUGCAUUUUCGACGCUUAAAACAUUAUCUACCGAUGAACAAUUAUGAUUUGUAGUAGAUAUCUUUGGGUAGUUUCCCGGAGCAAGAGCACACUGUGUGUCGCUUUGUAUAUCAAAGCCUCGACUCGCUCUGGCGCGUUGAACCACUGUGGAUAGAAUGCUUGUCAGUUAUUUCACGUAGCGAGGAGAACACCGAACAAGACGCAGCUACGGUUAAAGAUAAUCCAGAUUUGUAGCGGACUUCGACAACACCGGUAGGGUGCGCGCCCACCGGUUGCUGGGAUGAAACAUUCGCCGGCCAACGGGGUGAGCCUCGAGGAAUUGUUGUCCAACGGAGGCUGCGGUAUGUCAGAAAGCGUGACAGCUGUCCAAAAGGACACUGCUCCACAAUCUCCCAUGACUGACAACCAAAAGGCGGGAAAAACUACAGACGUUAGAGGAAUCCCUCGACGUAGCAGUAUUAUCAAGGAUGGUUCUCGUGCUGGUCGUGAGAGGAAGAAGACGGUCUCCUUCAGUAGCAGUCUCACAGAGAGGAAGAUCAGCAGUGCUGCUGACUGCAUCAGCUCUAUGGUGGAGGGUACUGAGCUGAGAAAGGUGCGCUCCAACUCGCGGGUCUACCAACGCUACUUCCUGCUAGAGUCUGAUUUGCAGGCCCUGCGAUGGGAGCCGUCUAAGAAGGAGUUGGGCAAAGCCUGCAUUGCCAUCCCUUCCAUCAAAGAGGUCCGCACUGGCCGAAACACAGAGACCUUUAGGACCAAUGGUGUCUACGACCAGAUCUCUGAAGACUGUGCCUUCUCUAUCAUCUAUGGAGAGACCUAUGAAUCUCUGGAUCUGGUGGCGAAUUCUGCAGAGGUCGCAAAUAUCUGGGUCACCGGCCUGAGGUACAUGAUGCUGUAUGGGAAACAUGCCUUGGAUAUGAUUGCCAGCAGUCACGACAGCCUUCGGCUCGCCUGGCUCACAGAGAUGUUCUCCUCGGUGGAUGUUUCAGAUGGACCGUGUGGAGAAGAGGAGGGGAUAUGUUUGCGGUCAGCUGUGGGGCUGAUCAGGAAGGUUAACCCUGGUGUGAAAAAUGGGAAAGUGGAACAGAGGUUUAAGGAGCUCCAUCGGAACAAGGAGAGGACGACUGGGGCAGGAACUGACGUGGCCAUGGCUGGACCAGAAGCAGAGGCUGGGGCUUCACAUGUAACUGGAGCUGGGAUCGGCUCUGGGGAUGAGGAGAAGGUUGGGGAUGGGAAUAUGAUGGGGAAUAGUGUUAGUGCUGGACAUGAAGCUGAAACUGGAGAUGGGGCUGGUACUAGAACUGAGGUGGUGGGACAUGGCAACAAAGACAUCCGAAGAGGAGGACGAGAGAUCAGGGUCACCAAAGAGGAAUUUGUUGAGGUUUUCCAUGACCUUUGCACCCGUCCAGAGAUCUAUUUCCUGCUGGUGCAGUUCUCUAGCAACAAGGAGUUUCUUGAUACCAAGGAUCUGAUGAGGUUUCUGGAGGCUGAACAGGGUGUGGCUCAGGUGACAGAAGACAUGAGUCUGGAGCUCAUCCAAUCCCACGAGCCAUCGGAGGAGGGCCGUCGCCAAGGCUGUCUCUCAUUGGACGGUUUCACCAGCUACCUCACUUCCCUGAGGUGUCACCUGUUUGACCCCGAGCACAACCAGGUGUGCCAGGACAUGAACCAGCCAUUAUCCCACUACUUCAUCAACUCCUCCCACAACACCUACCUCAUCGAGGACCAGGUCAACGGGCCCUCCGACGUCAAUGGCUACGUCCGAGCUUUAAAGAUGGGCUGCAGGUGCGUGGAGGUUGACGUGUGGGAUGGCCCUGACGACGAACCCGUGGUUCACACCGGUCACAGCCUCACCUCGUCGGUCGUAUUUCGCUGUGUCCUGGACGUGAUAGAGCGUUUCGCGUUCGUGGCGUCAGAGUAUCCGCUAAUACUGUGCGUGGAGAAUCAUUGCUCCCUCGGCCAGCAGAGAGUCAUGCUGCAGCACCUCAGGACAAUACUGGGCGACAGGUUGUACACAGAGCCUGUCAGCGGAGGGGAAGGCUACCUGCCAUCGCCCUUUGACUUGCGAGGCAAGAUCCUGUUGAAGGGGCAGAAGCUGAAGGAAGCAUGCGGAGGAACGGAGGGGGAUGUGACCGAUGAAGAUGAGGGGGCAGAGAUGAAAGCCAGUUUCAGUGGAGGAGUAGGAGGGGGUGAAGGUGGUCAGAAAGGUGCUGGGGCUGGUACCGGUGCUGUGAAACCAGCCACCCCUCCUGCCGCUCCUAAACGGUUUCAGCUCUUGAAGGAGCUCUCGGACUUGGUAACUUUGUGCAAGUCGGUGCGCUUCAAAGACUUCCAGGUGUCUUUUUCGACCCAGAAGCCCUGGGAGCUCUGCUCGUUCAACGAGGUGGUGGCCUUGUGCUGCACCAGCGAGAGCCCGGGAGACUUUGUGAACUACAACAAGCGCUUUCUGUCACGGGUCUACCCCGACCCAAUGCGCGUCGACUCUAGCAACAUGAACCCGCAGUAUCUGUGGAAGUGUGGUUGCCAGAUUGUAGCUAUGAACUACCAGACCCCGGGGCUAAUGAUGGAUCUAAACAUGGCUUGGUUCCGGCAGAAUGGGAAUUGUGGUUACGUGUUGAGGCCAGCCAUCAUGCGACAGGAGGUGUCGUAUUUCAGCGCCGAUACAAGAGACUCUGUGCCGGGUGUGUCACCUCAGCUGCUCCAUGUUAAGGUGAUCAGUGGUCAGAACUUGCCCCGUCCCAGGGGUUCUGGAGCUAAAGGUGACGUGGUGGACCCAUACGUUUACGUGGAGGUCCACGGUAUCCCUGCUGACUGCGCUGAGCGCCGCACACGCACCGUGAUGCACAACGGUGACAACCCCAUUUUCGACGAGAGCUUUGAGUUCCAGGUCAACCUGCCCGAGCUGGCCAUGGUGCGCUUCGUCGUGCUGGAUGACGACUUCAUAGGGGACGAGUUCAUAGGUCAGUACACUAUUCCCUUGGAGUGCCUACAGCCAGGCUACCGGCACCUACCAUUACAGUCUAUGACGGGGGAGGACCUCCUGCAUGCCCAGCUCUUUGUCCAUGUGGCCAUCACCAACCGUAGAGGAGGGGGAAAGCCUCACAAGCGUGGGCUGUCUGUACGGAAGGGGAAGCGAGGGAGGCAGUACGCUGCGCUCAGGGACCUCGGGGUCAAAGCAGUGGAUGAGGUUUUCAAAAUGGCCACCCUUCCACUGAAGGAAGCCACGGAUCUGAGGGAGAACAUGCAGAGCUCAGUGGAUGUCUUCCGAGAGCUGUGUGGCGUGUCAGCGGCGGCCAACCUCAUGCAGUGUGUGUUGGCCCUGGGCUCCCGCGUGGCGGGGGCCGAUGGGGCCCCCCUGCUACUGUUUGAGCUGAGGGAUCAGUACCCAACCAUGGAGCCCCAGGGGCCCCUGCCAGAAGUCCUACGCAAGGUGGUCUCCACCUACGAAAUGAUGAUCCAGGCCAGCAGAGCUGUGAUUGAUCUGUCAGACGGAGUCUACAACAGGAUCCUUCAGAUACAGACAACAGCCAUGGAAUUCCACGAAAAGCUGCAGACCAUGGCAGUGAAGGAGGGGCUUAAAGGUCGUAAGGUCACAAGAGCUGUGGAGAGUUUCAGCUGGAACAUCACCAUACUGAAGGGGCAGGUGGACCUGCUGAAACGGGCCAAGACAGAGGUGCAAGAGAACCUGAAGCAGGUCCACUACGCUGCGCUGACCUCUGACCUAAGUAAGGGAAGGACUGGACAGACGACCCGCCCCCGAUGCAGCUUGGAUGCCGUUCACAACAAAGCUUUGACCCCUUAGGCACAGGUCUAGGAUCAGCUUGCUGUAAACUGAGCAAUAUGCCCCUUCUGCAUCUGUCCGUGGCCUGCCCAGUCUGGCAUUUUCUCCACACAACGACAAAGAGUGGUAGGAAGAUGAAAUCAACUGAAGAACAGAAAAAGGGUUUUAUAGCACGGCCAGGAGGACAAAGUGAUGUCAAACACCCUAGAGACUUGAAAGAAAAUGAAGUGAAAGAAUGAAGUCUGGGAAAGAUGGACAUAAGACUGCCCUGUCCUUUACACUGUAUGCAGCUGUAAAUAACAGGAUUCCACGUUUUUGAAACGAUAGAACACUGUGAAACUGAAACAGGGAAGUGUGCGUGUCAUGAGUCUGAUAUAGUGUGGGAAACAGCUGAUAGUGGCUGUUAGUACAUAUUUAGCAGAGGCUUUAGUUGUGCACAUAUACUUUUUGUAUGGGUGGCCACCAGCAAGAACCCAACAGAUCAUCCUGAUUUUGCCAAUGCCAUGCUUUACACAGAGCCAUGUAUUUUUAUUUUUUAGGCACACUGGCUAGUGACACAAAAGAAUGUAGAAGUGUACAGAGAAUGAGUAGAACAGGGCAUCCUCAUUCAGGUCAGUUGUGGCAUAAUGGAUGGACUGGCUUUCAUUCUGAGUGUCAUCACAAAAAUGGACAUGGGCAGAAAUGCCAUUUAUUCUUACUUUCACAAAUUCUGAUUCCUAAAACUAUUGUUCCAAGCCUGUUCAACUCAUUUUCUAUGUACAUUUUCUGUGCAUGGAUGGCACAGGUUAAUAAUGGAACUCAACAAGUGUUAAUUACUCAAUUGCAUGAUCAAAAAGCAUUUAACAGUGUUCAGAGUUGUGCGUACAUAGCACUUUGACCAAUAUUUUUCAGUUUUUUCAUGUCAAAAAGUAUUAUUUUAAUAUCUGAUUUUGGCUUCUUUGCUGCAUAACAAUCAUUCAGAACAUCCCAGGUAAAUCUGCCUGCUAUGACGGAGAAGCACAUCAUGGAUGUUGGCUGUCUGAAGAGAGAGAAACUGGCCUCACACCCUUCUACGUGUUUUACAUCUAACACUGAAGCUCUUCUAAACCGUAACCAUAGCAUUUUCAUUACCAGAACCAACCAGUAAAUAAACCAGUGAAGUAAUUUCUAAACUGACUGCUGACAUAGCUAUCUAAUCAUAAAACACUGUUUGCAUUCACCACACCUACUUUCUGCUUGCCCUUUGCUUUACUCCAAUAGCCUGCCGCACAUCAAUCAGUCACAUAAAACCAGGGCUCAACCUUCUUUAAUCCAGAGUAUUCAAUAUCCACUGGCAUUUUCAAAUGUCUAAUGGAAUAAACAACUAGUGAUCCUUUAUUAAUACUUUCAGUCAGAACGGUUUGUGUUUUAGACAUUUUUAUAUUUAAAAUGUUUUUACUUACAGCGAUUUUCCUUUUCGUCAAACAAAGACAACAUGACACAGGCAUACUGAAGCAAGAGCAAUGCUUUUAUUGGUCUACAGUUAAUAACAUCUUUGCAAGAGGGAAAUCCCUUGUGUGCAAUGCUAUACUUGGCUACCACAGGAAGCAAGAGAACUAAAUAGAAGGACAUCUGAAAUAAUGAAAAUCUGUUAUUACUACAUACAUAAAAAUGUUCACAUUGAAUUGAUUUAAAAAAGAAAAAAAAUAAUCUGUUUGCCAUAAUUUAAUUUUCACCAUGUAAUGCAGCUUCAUUAGGUUAAAAUUGUAUCUUUAAAACAAAACAUAAAGAUCAAAAGAAGAGUAAAUGUCAUAAUGGUUUCCAGGCACUGGUUAAAGUUGAAGGAGUUAUAUUUAUAACUGCUGAUGUAGGAUCAGAUUGUUUGACCCCCUACCCCGAAAGGUGUAGGACUAAUUUGGGAAUCAGAUCCUAAAUCUGCGGUUAAGAGCAAUUUCAGUCUCGGAACAGUUAAAGGACAAUGAGAAGUUUGGGGGGUAGACAGACCCAGACAGAAAGACAGGUGUGGGGUGAGACAGCUCUGGGUUCUGCCAUGAGUGCUACCCUUCCCUCCCAUAGUACAUUGAGAAGGCAAAAGCGUAGUCCACAAUGAUAAAUGCAUUAUGAAAUUCAGCUCGAGGGCUUACCGGUGGUGAGCUGUCUAGCGGCGCCCUCUUGUGGCAAAAAUGUGUAUCGC